Molecule: messenger RNA, 3665 nt
Organism: Acaulospora morrowiae
Lineage: Eukaryota; Fungi; Glomeromycota; Glomeromycetes; Diversisporales; Acaulosporaceae
Source: the annotation of a GenBank genome assembly
AUGGGUGACGAUAGCUGGGGAUCUUUACCAAAGGAAAUUAAAAUUAAUCCUGAAGACACCUGGCCUGUUAGUACUCAUGAAGACAUCUCUAAUCGAAAUGCAACACCGAGGAAUGGUCAAGGAGACAACGAAAGAAUGCCGAAUCGUAGAUCGUCUUCAGUGGAGUGGGCAAAUAAUCGGAAGUUGGAAACCGAUUCGCAUAACAAGGAGCAAACCAGGUAUAAAGAUGGUGAAUGGACAAAGCAAUCAUCUAAUAACGACGAUUGGAAACAUCAAAAUCAACCUUUAGAAAAAAGAGAUAAUGGUUUUAAUAUACGGCAAAAGCAAUAUCCGACGUUCAAUGAUGAUGAUCGAGCAGAAUUGCAUAAUAAUAAUAGUCGGAAUUCAAGUAAACCACCUAUAUCAACCGUUGAUUAUGAUCAAAAGAGAGACAUUGGGAAUCCUCAAGGACCUUCUAAUAGUUACGAGGAUGAUUCGAGAAAUUUUACUCGUGCAGCUAGUUAUAGUAAGUUGCCUAAUGAUGCUGAUUCGCGUACAAGACAUUCUCCGAAUGUUGAUGAAGACGAGGAAGUGAUACAUAAUUCUUUAUCCGAAAAGCGAUUGACAGGUGAAAGAUGGAGAAAUGAAACGAAAAAUUUGACGAACGAUCAAGAUAGGAAAUUAAGAGAGAAUCAAACGGAGGGUUCUAGAUUUGAGCCUAAGGAGAUGAAAUUUAAAGAUGAAGGAAUUCAGACCGAUCCAAUUGAUCUGGGACCCAUUGUACAGUUGAUUUAUUCUAAAGACCAUGAACUUGGGUCUGUUGUACGUAAAAAACUACUCUCGCUUGGUUUUAAUGCAAGUGUUGGGAGAAAUGCUUCAGUAUCAUCCUCGGCGUCAGCACAGGGUCGUUCUUUAUUGGAAAUGGAACCUGAUGAAUUGUAUAACUACGAGAAUAACAAGGGUAAUAUACGUGGCGAUUUCAACGAUUCGCGGAAAUCACAGUCUGUUUCUCGAUCGGCGCAUUCCCCAAGUGCGAAUAAUGAUUCUUAUGGAUCGGGUAAUAAAUGGAAGGCAGAGAAUGACCAAGAGGCAUCCAAUAAAUUGAACAAUACUCGUAAUUCUUACACAAAUGACUUUGAGUCGCGACGACCUUUAAGUGUUACUUCAAGAGUCAAUGAACAAAAGGGAAGCUAUGAUCGUGAUCUUUCCGCGCACAGCGUAUCGAAAGAAUUUAAGUCAUCGGAUUCUUCAAAAGUUCGGGAACCAUCGAGAGUGAUUGCAAAGACCUCUGCAAAAAGUCCUGAACCGUGGGAAGUCCCCUCUGAUAAUGUACGAAGAAAUACUGGAGAUCGUAGUGUUUCUCCAAGAAAGAUUCGUGAUUCUUCCCCCCUACCGAGUUCUGAACCCUGGCAAAAUCAAAACCAAAAGAAAUUUGAAUUCAGAAAUCAACCUAAUGACUCCUUGGGCGUAAAACCUUCCGAUUCUCGUGGUCCUUCUCCGAGUCAUUCCUCGCGAGAGAUCAAAUCACGUGGCGAAUUCUUCGGUGACGCAAAUAGGCAAGAGAACGAUUCACAUUGGAAAGAUGAAACUCGUGGUUACUCUCAUAAAGUGGAUCCACGUACUUCACCUCGUGAUUCACAAAAACCACGUGAUAUCUCUAAUUCUUCAAGGAUCACACAAAGGAUUGAAGCUCAAAAGAAAAAUGAUUCUCAAGAAGUUUUAACUAAUAAGCCUACCGAGAAGCUUAAUGAUUCAGGUGGUUCUAUGCCUCUCCCUAACACAGAUUCGUGGAAUUCUGGUCAAGCAGAUUCAAAUGAUUGGCGUAAGAAAGCAGCCUUGUAUAAUCGAGAGCUAAAUGAACCUGAAAGAUCCUCGAAAAAGGAGACCGAACCUUGGGAAAAAAAUCAAAGGCGUGAGCCAUGGGAGACGACUACUCAUAACGAUAAUCCGGCUAGUUUUGAUGUGCAUAAGAAUGAUAGGAAAUUAGAACCUUCUGUAAAUAAAGAUUCCACAGACAAUUUGGAUGUUGUUAAUAAUCGCUUCGGGCGAAAAGAUGAUCACUACAGUAAGAACAACUCAUAUUACGGUGAAAAAUCUUGCGCUAAUUGUAAUAGACCCGGACAUCUUUCGCGAGAUUGUCCCGAUUCAUCAACUUAUACAGAGGAUUCAAUUCGUCCUUCAAAUGCAACAAACCUGGUCAUAUGGCAUCUCAAUGUACCGAGUCCAAUAUUGAUAAUAACGGCGACCGCCAAUUGUCCUUUAAGAACCCGAAAACCCAGUCCAUUUGUCAACCCAGAACCCUCUGGCAUAUCACCUGGAGAGGCAUGGAAAAGACUAUUGAAGGCAGAUCUUGAAAAAGAUAUUGAAGAUUUCAGAAAAUGGCUUGAGGAAUACGCGAAAGUUUCACCUCAAGAGACCUUUCAGUCGAUCGAAAUGAAACUAAGAGAUGAAAAUUGCAACGGAAGAAUAAUUGCCGUAAAACGUGAAGGAAUUCCCAUCACUAGUUGUUUGGUCGACCUUCAAGGAAAUACCGGAAAAACCUAUCUAGCACAGCCCUCGUUUUCAAUCCCAACUGGACUUGCUCCAGCUUCAGGCACUUUUGCUAAAUCAGGGGAUGAAAAUUUCCGGUGGCUGGCCGAUGCCGGUUUUUUGGGUGACGAUCCUUCUCCUGUUUGUUACAACUGUAAAGAAAAAGGGCAUAAUACUAAACAAUGCGAAGCACCAAGGAAAGAAAUUGAUCGUUCUGGUCGUCCACAAUGCCAAGUUUGUAGUUCAUUUGAUCAUACGACUAGGCAAUGUGAUAAACGUGAUCGAAACGAUAAACCUUACGGUGGCUACAACGGUCGCGAUAAUUAUGGUGAUAAAGAUAUUCGUUCUCAAACUGGUUAUAACCGUCAUGAAUACGAACGGCCCGAUAGGUACGGCGAUAACAAUACACACAGAUCAUAUGACAAUGAUAGUAGAGAUGGUAACAGGAGGAAAGAUAACGCAAAUGAUUAUUCCACUUCAUACAAUAAAUAUAAUAACAAUGAUAGCUUUAAUAAGAGCAGAUAUAAUGCCAGCGGUCGAGGAUCCUAUAAUAAUGACGAUAAAAACUUUAAUCGUAAUAGAGGUGGUUACAAUGAUGGUUACAGUAACAGAGAUAACAGAGAUAGGGGUGAUCAUAACUCGAGAGAAGAUAGAAACUUUACAAAUCGAGGAUAUAAUGAACCCUAUUCUAGGGGCAAUAGGGAACAGGAUAGCUAUUCAUCGAGAAACGGACAAGACAGAAGUAGAGAUCCUGCCCGGAAUAGAAACGAUUCUGUUAGGGAUUUCAAUAAAGACAGCAGAGGUCGCGGAGUUAUCGAUGAUACCGCGCAAAAAUGGGAUAAGCGACAAAGAUCAACAAGUGUAAAUCGGAGCAACAAUAGUAUUGAAAAUCCAAAAUUAGAUGAUAACUGGGAUCAACUGAAAGGUCAAGUAAUGACAAACUGGAGUAAAGUUACAAGUCAAAGUUAUGAAGAAAAUUCCUGGCCCGCACAGGAAGGGGAAAAGAAAGGUCCGUACAAUAAUAAUACUAGGUACACUGAAAAUCAACGUCCUCGAGGUAACAAUGAAGAACCACGCGGACGGAGUAUGCAGACCAAAGCCUUGUCAUCUGCUAAUCCCGAAGAUAAUUCAUAUCUUGAUAACGUCAAACAAUGGUG